Messenger RNA from Rotaria sordida, 936 nucleotides. The record is from the annotation of a GenBank genome assembly. Lineage: Eukaryota; Metazoa; Rotifera; Eurotatoria; Philodinida; Philodinidae.
AUGGCAACGUCAAUGAAUAAUCAAAAUCAAGAACAAACAGAUUUAAUAAAUAAAAAUCUUGAGACAGCAGUACGUAAUACAGCUAUUCAAAUGGGUUGUUGGACAGCAGCAGAUGAUUAUGUAUUAAUUACAAGUAUAUUACAUUUAUGUGAUUUAGAACGUGUUCAUAAACAAGUAAAAUUGUCAAUGCCAUUUUCAUUAGAAAAUAUUCAAGAUCGAUGGCAAUGUUUAUUAUAUGAUGUAUCAAUUUCAAAAAUGAUUGUAACAAAAAUACAACAACUUUCAAUGUCACAAAUAGAAAAUUUACAUAUACCAUUUAAUGAUGAAGAAGAACAAUUAUUAGCAUCAAUCCCAUCAUACACAAUUCCAACUUUACUUGAUAAUGAAUUAGAUGCAUGUUUAAGUAAAAAUUCACAGAAAUUUUGGUCGAAUCGAACUAUUAAUGAAUUACGUGAAUGUUGGUUACAAAUGCGUCAACAAGGUCGUCUUAGUGAUCAACAGGAUGCAUAUAAUCCUCAACAAACAGAGACGAUUCAAGAACAUGCUACUCCAAGAAAAUUGAGUCAAUUAUUAGCACCAUUUGAAUUUGAAUUAUUAUCUCGUAAUAAAGAAGAAUUCGCAGAUAAAACUGAUCUUCCUUAUGCACUUCUUCAUGUUAAUAAUCGUGUUUAUUGUAUGUAUUCUGAUCAGCUCAAUUUUGGAACUAGUUUUCUUGAUCGACAAUAUGAUAUAUCAUUUGAUAAUUCAACAACAAUUCAUAUUCAAGGAAUGAUAAUUCGUAAAUUAGGAUUAUUUUAUAUUAUAAAUAAUGGUGAUAAUGCUUUUCGUGUUAAUAAUGCAUUACUUAAUCCAAAUGAAGCAAGUCCAUUAGGAACUCGUGCAGUUAUUAAUAUACUUGAACAUACAAUGGUAUUUCAAGCAAUUGAAUUACCUUAA